AUGACCGACGUACAAGAAAAGGAACAACAGGUGACAGUCGAGGAACAAGUCCCUGAAGAAGUUCUUGAAGAAACCUAUCAACUCACUGUGAAAUUGCCUGGAGGAGGCGAAGAUAUCAAGAUCAUUGCCAGUCCUCGUGAAAAUAUCCAGGAUAUCAAGCAAUCUAUCAUGGAAUCUCCUGAUACGUGCGCCAACUCUUGCUUUUAUUUAGCCUAUAAGGGUGCACGAGUGAAUGAUUACCUUGAAUUGGGCGAAAUUGAUGGUAUUACAACCGAGAGCGAGCUCGAGUUGGUUGAAGACAAUUACACUGAACGCGAUGUUAGACUCCACAUCAGUCGUCUCCGCGAUUUGUUGGGUGGUCCCUACAAGCCCAAUCCCUCUACUAUCGGCAUUGAUCCUGCCAUUUCAUUUUUGACCGCUAUUACAGGCGAAAUUGACGAGGAAAUUGUUGCUGAAGCUGACAAGAAGAUUGAUGAUUUGUUCUCUGAUGAACCUAUUCCCGAACAUGCAUUCACCAACGUCAAUAUCGAGGAACGCUCCGAGCUUUCCAAGCUUGUUCCCAGCAACUUUCAAAGAGUGGCCCCUGAAUGUAUCAAGAGCUUGACUCUCUCUGGGUGGAACCCAGUGCCUCACAAACAAAAGCUGAAGGGCGACCUCUUGUAUUUGGCAGUAACCACCUUGGAGAAUGAGAUUAUCCACAUUACUGCUUCCACUAAGGGCUUCUUUGUCAACAACUCAACCAACAACAAGUUUGACCCUGCUCCCAGCUACACCAAGAGAGCCUCUGCUCACUCUCUCAUCACUCUGUUGCAAAAGAUCUCCCCACUCUUCCAAAAGAAGUUUUUGGAGUUGCAAAAUUUCAUCACUCGUCACCACAUGCUGGAAGUGCUCCCCGUCAACACUUACUAUCCCAAUCAUCCUUGGGCUGUGGAGGCACCCCAACACUUGUACGACCCCUCCAGACCUUGCGAAACCUACUUGAAUGCCGGUGCUGAUGCUGUGGAGAGUCUCCGUGAUUGGAACGACGAACUCCAAUCUCACCGUGAGUUGCCAAAGACUGAUUUGCAAGAAAGAGUAUUGCGUGAGCGUUUGAUUACCAAAGUGCAAGCUGAAUUCACUGAGGCUGCUGUCCGUGGCGCUAUGGCCGUUGCUAAUGGCUCUGUCAUUCCUUUGAACCCUCUUGAAGCCGAAGAAUCUCACAUGUACAUUUACAACAACAUCUUCUUCAGUAAGGGAAAUGAUGGUCGUGGCACUUUUGAGCAACUCGGUGCUGAUGAAGCAGCUCACGUUGCUACUAGCAAAGAUCUUGAGGGCGUCAAGAUUCUGAAUAGCAUCGACUCUGAAGGUUUGUACACUUUAGCUAGUGUCAUUGUUGAUUACAAGGGCGAACGUAUCGUUGCUCAAAGCAUCGUUCCUGGUAUUUUCCGUCGCCAAGACGAGAACUCCAUCGUCUAUGGUUCUGUCGACAAUGGUGUUCAAAUCUCUUCUGAUGCUGGCUUCCAUGAGUCCUUGGCCAAGGAUGUUGCCAAGUCGCUUCAUUUAGCUGAACACACCGUCAUUGAUGACAGCAAGACUGAAUCCAAGCUGUACACCUCUCAAGAAACCAAGGGCUUGCUCGGUGCUGACGGCCGUCGCUACAUGCUGGAUCUCUACAGACUGAAUCCUGUCGAUAUUGAGUUUCAGGAGAAGGAAUGUGCUGAAAAUGACGACAAGCCUGCUUAUCCCCACAAGAUGACUCUGUUGAGACCUGAAUUGAUGAGUUUGUUCUGGGAGCACAAGUUUAGACAAUGGGUCAAGGCCAAGACUGACCAAAUCAAGAAGGAAAGAGGUGACGCUAAGCCUGCUGCUGUUGAGGAUAAAAAGGAGGGCGAAACCAAGGCUGCUGAAGCAGAAAAGGCUGUGGCCAACAAGGAAAAUGUCGAGGAACAAGAGGAGGAAGAGGAGAUCAAGAUUGACGUGAAUGAGUUCAAGCUCAACUUCAACACGGAUGUCUUUACUGAUGCCAAGCAGCCCGAAGGCGAGCAGCUCAAGCAAGACGAGCAAGUGAUUCGUGAUGCUUCCAAGUUCUUGGCCGAGGAAAUCGUGCCCAGUAUCGUGCUCGACUUUGCCUCAUACUCCAUCUCUCCCUUGGACGGUGAUGCUCUGACCAAAGCUAUGCAUCGUCGUGGUAUCAACAUGCGUUAUCUCGGUAAGCUUACCGAGUUGAUUGCUAUCAGCAAGGAUAAGCGUAUCGAGCAUGUCCGUCAACUCGCUAUUCAAGAAAUGAUUGUGCGUGCCUGCAAGCGCCUUUUGCGCAAGUACCUCAGCAAGUGUCCUGUUGAACACACCAGCCUCUGUAUCUCUCACUUUUUCAACUGUCUGCUCGGUGCUGGCUUCAAUGCCAAACCUUCUCCUGUCUUGCCUGAAGGUACUAACCGCAAUGACUUUGAAUGGGCCCAAAUUACACCUGCUGGUUUGAAGACACUCGUUGCUCAACAAGUCUUACUUCGCUUCCGUUACAAGUUGGAAGACGACGCUAUUGAAAAGCUCAACUUUAUCCCUACUCUUCGUGAACUCUGUAUCCGUGUUGGUGUCCAAAUCAGCACCAGAAAUUACCGUGCCGAGCCUUACACCGAGGAAGAGCGCGCUGCCAAUCUCGCUGAGGAUGCUGCUUACCAAACAGCCAUCGACCGUAAGAAGCAAGAACAAUCCAGCUCUCGCGGCAAGAAGAAUAAGAAGCAUCAACAAGAUGGUCUCAAGCGUCCUGUUCGUCGCACUACUACUUUUAUUCCUGAGGAUAUCUUAAAUUUGAUGCCCACUGUGAAGCAAGCAUCUUCAAGAAGCAUGUUUGCCGAAGAGACUUUUGAGGCUGGCAAGAUGAGUAUUGCUCAAGGUCACAGACAAUUGGGUCUUGAACUGUUGCUUGAGUCUCUGUCGUUGCAUGAACAAACUUAUGGUUUCUUGCAUCCCGAAACUAGCAAAUGCUAUGCUACUUUGGCUAUGAUCUAUCACCACAGCGAAGACCGCGAAUCUGCCUUGGAUCUCCAACGCAAGGCUGUCAUUUCUGCUGAGAGAACUUGUGGUAUUGAUCACCCUGAAACCAUCCAUCAUUAUUUGAAUCUUGGCUUGUUUGAACAUGCUGCUGGUCGCACCAAGCUUGCUCUUCGUUACAUUCAUCACGCUUUAUACUACUGGGAUCUCCUUGUGGGUCCUGGCCAUCCUGAUUCCUCCACAGCCGAUAACAAUGCUGGUGUUAUGCUCCAAUCUCUCCGUGAUUAUGCUACCAGCACCAAGUUCUUUGAAAGAGCUUGUACCACUACUGAACAAGUGCUGGGUAAGGAGCAUGUCCUUACUGCUACUGGUUACCAUGUCCUUGCUAGAUCAUACACAUUGGAGGGCAACUUCCCCAAGGCCUUGGCAGCUGAGCGUAUUGCAUUUGAUGUGUUUGAAAAGAAGCUCGGACCUGAAGAUGCUAGAACCAAAGACAGUGAUUUGUGGUUGAAGGAAUUGACCACCAACGCUGUGAUUGUUGCCCAGCGUGCUCGUGAAGAAAAGAACAAUGCUGCUUUGAAUAGCACAACCACACCUGUUUCCGUGCCUGAGCCUGCACAACCCAAGCCUCAAGUGGGCGAGCUUCCUAUUGAUCAAGUCCUGCAGUUCAUCAAUGGUGAUUCUUCCAGCAAGAGCAAGAAGGGGGCACAAAAGAAAUCUCAAAAGAAACAACGCAAGUAA
Molecule: messenger RNA, 3711 nt
Organism: Mucor velutinosus
Lineage: Eukaryota; Fungi; Mucoromycota; Mucoromycetes; Mucorales; Mucoraceae
Gene: CCT6
Product: T-complex protein 1 subunit zeta
Exons: 7
Coding region: 1-3711 (1236 amino acids)
Biological process (GO): intracellular distribution of mitochondria
Cellular component (GO): cytoplasm
Molecular function (GO): mRNA binding; protein binding
Source: RefSeq, a predicted model, not a curated record